Elaeis guineensis (African oil palm) is the source of this 978-nucleotide messenger RNA. NCBI's taxonomy places the organism in Eukaryota, Viridiplantae, Streptophyta, Magnoliopsida, Arecales, Arecaceae. The record is from RefSeq and is a predicted model, not a curated record.
AUGGAGGCAUCUUCAUUUCUCAAGAAGUCCAUGAAGGUCCAUGCCUUUGCUGCCUCCACUGCUGCUACUAGGCUGAUGGAGUUUGACUUCAAGGAGUAUAUCUUCCAGAAGGCUGACGCAGUACACCGAGCCCUAGAUGCUGCCGUCCCCCUCAACCACCCUGAGCACAUCCAUGAGGCAAUGCGCUACUAUCUCCUUCGGUGGCAAAUGCAUCCGCCACAUCUUUACCUCACCACUUGUAAGCUCAUUGGCGGCCAUGAUCUAGGUAUGCCCCCCGUUGUCGCCGUCGAGAUGGUCUAAACCAUGUCUCUCAUGUAUGACAACCUUCCCUGCAUGGAUGAUGAUGACCUCCAUUGUGGCAAGCCUUCCAACCACCGCAUCUUUGGUGAAACCAUUGCCAUCCUAGCUGGCGACAUCCUCCUCACCCUCGCCUUCGACCACCUCCCUAACCCCGCCUCCUACCCAACCGACAACCCCAUCCCACCUGUCCACAUCAUCUAUAUAGUCUCCGAGCUCUCCUGCUCCAUUAGGCUCAAGGGGUUGGUUACCAGCCAAAUGGUGGACAUCGAGUCCAUGAGGCUAGUAGUUCUUUUUCUCUUCGAUCGGCUCGAAUUCAUCCACCUCCACAAGACUGCCUUCCUACUAGAGGCCUCGACGAUCAUUGAAGCGAUUAUCGGUGGGGGCUCCGAUGACCAAAUCGAGCUACUGAGGUUAUAUGCUAAGCAUAUUGGAUUACUGUUCUAAGUGGUGGAUGACAUCCUUGAUGUAACCCAGCCAUUGAAGGAGCUAGGGAACACAUCUGGAAAGGAUUUGGUCAACGAUAAGACUACAUAUCUGAAGCUCAUGAGGCUAAAGGAAUCGAGGGAGUAUGCUGAGGAUCUGCUUAAGAAUGCAAAAGAAGGGCAUUCCAAGUUUGAUCCCGUAAAGAUGGCACCUUUGCUUCAUCUAGCCAAUUACAUUAUCCACUGGCAAAAUUAG